AAAAUGCCAAGUUAUACUUUGAAAGUUACAGGAUAUUUCAUGCGGAAUCUGCCAGCGAUCGGUAGUAUAUAUUUGGCGUUGUUCUCUGUUAGAAACUGCUACACCUCCAGAAUUGGAACUCUAAGCAACUGGAGAUGUAGUUACCCAUUUUAGCAUUUCUUUUUCUCAAAAUUCUCUUAUUUCCUUAGUGGUACUUUUAUCCAAAUUUCAAAAAUAUAUAAAGCCCUUUUCUUCGUUACUGUUUCAGCACAAAGGAGAAUGAGAAGUGAAAAUAAUUUUGAAUAUAUCCAAACUUCAAAAGUAUAUUCCUUACUGAUCAGCAAUAGCCAUAAAAGAAAAGAUUCCUAUCCAAUAGGAGUCAGCUCAUGAAUAUUCCUUGCCUAAUUUGACACUCCAGAACUGCAGCUGGAAAGCCCAUUUUCGAAGGAAAGUAUCCCAAACAGGUGCCUUUCUUCAUCCAAGUUGCUGACAUGCAGACAUAAAAAAAAAAGUUGCAGCAACCUGUGAUGACCAAGCCUGAGCAAUGGAGAAGGUUAUCAACACACCCCUGGCUCAUCUGCUCGGCGCAUUGCUUAUCCUUCUUACACCAAUUUUUCUUCAAGGAGUUGAAGGAACUAUUGGUGUCAAUUAUGGUACUGUAGCUGACAACCUCCCUCCACCAGUCCAAGUUGCGAGCUUCCUCCGUAACUCCACCGUUAUCCGUCGUGUGAGGCUCUUUGACGCCAACCCAGAAAUCUUGAAAGCGUUUGCUCGCACUGGCAUUUCAGUGACUGUAAACGUCCCCAAUGAUCUAAUUCCGCAGCUUACUGAGUUGAGUUUUGCCCAACAGUGGGUGGAAACUAACGUCCUGCCCUAUGUCCCUGCCACCAACAUAGUGAGAAUACUUGUUGGCAACGAAGUAAUUUCCACUGCCAACAAGUUACUUAUUGGGAACCUAGUCCCUGCUAUGCAAACCCUCCAGGUUGCCCUUGUUGAAACGUCCUUGGACCGCCACAUCCACAUUUCUACGCCACAUUUCCUAGGUAUACUCUUAAAUUCUACCCCACCUUCUACUGGGAAAUUUAGACCAGGAUACGACAUCCAUGUUCUCAAGCCAUUGCUUGAGUUCCUUAGAGCUACUAAUUCACCAUUCAUGAUAAACCCAUAUCCAUUUUUUGAUUCUUCUGAUGACACACUUGAUUAUGCACUCUUUAGGCCCAAUCCAGGGGUCUUCGAUGAGGCCACACGACUCACCUAUACAAACAUGCUGGAUGCUCAAUUAGAUGCAGUUUUUUCAGCCCUGAAGCUCCUGGAUUUUGAAGACAUUGAUAUAGUCAUAGCCGAAACAGGAUGGCCAUCGAAAGGAGAUCCAGGGCAAGCAGGAGUAGACACUGGAAGCGCCGAGGAAUACAACAGAAAGCUCAUACAACAUGUGAUGUCUGGCAUUGGGACACCCCUAAUGCCCAACAGAACAUUCGAGACCUACAUUUUCGCACUCUUCAACGAGGACUUAAAACCCGGGCCUACAUGUGAAAGAAAUUUCGGGUUGUUCAAGCCUGAUAUGACACCAGUCUAUGACAUAGGAAUCCUACGUCCAAUUGUAGCUAAUGCUGCUGCAAAUACUGAUCAUAGUCGAACUAAAAGCAGAGCAUAUUUGUUAAUGCUUCUGUUUGUGUGCUUGAUGUGUUUGUGAAACUGCCUCUGGCUUGGCAGGCAAAACGAAUUUUCCAUCGUGCUCGACACAAAAAGCUUCAUCUGAAUCCAACAACACCAGUGCCUGCUAAGGGGACAACGCGGUGUCUCCGGAAAUAGGGGGCAAAUAUGGAAGCACAAUGGA
Capsicum annuum is the source of this 1816-nucleotide messenger RNA. Its product is annotated as glucan endo-1,3-beta-glucosidase. Lineage: Eukaryota; Viridiplantae; Streptophyta; Magnoliopsida; Solanales; Solanaceae. Gene Ontology annotation, cellular component: plasma membrane. Gene Ontology annotation, biological process: carbohydrate metabolic process. The record is from RefSeq and is a predicted model, not a curated record. Gene Ontology annotation, molecular function: hydrolase activity, hydrolyzing O-glycosyl compounds. The transcript is spliced from 2 exons. The coding region runs from base 524 to 1672 and encodes 382 amino acids.